GUCGUGCACACAUGAUGAGGACCUGCGUGCUCGUGUGCGUCCUGGCUCUGCUCGCGCCCGCGUGCGCGCGCGCGGCUCCACGCCUGCGCGCGCCCCGCGGCUAUAAGCCGACGCCGCAGGUCCAUGCAGACAGGUUUUCUGACCCUAAGAAGAGAUCCAAACUUCCCCACCUUCGUGACAAGAUUGGGAAGGACGCGUCCAACAACACGUCCAACUUGUGGAGGCGACCUCGCUGCGGCGUUCCAGACUAUCCAAACCACAGGGAGAUCCUUUACCCGGGUCAACACCGCCAGAGGCGCUUUGUCCUCUACGGAGGACGGCUGGACAAGACGGACCUCACUUACAGGAUUGUGCGUUUCCCAUGGCAAAUGGGCGAGGAGAAGGUCCGUCGAGUGUUCCGGGAAGCUCUGAAGAUCUGGAGCGACGUGACGCCACUCACCUUCACCGAGAUCCGCAGCGGGAAGGCCGACAUCCGUAUCGACUUCACCAGGUACUGGCACGGAGACAGCCUCCCCUUCGACGGCCCGGGUGGAAUCCUGGCUCACGCCUUCUUCCCCAAAACGCACCGUGAAGGCGACAUGCAUUUCGACUACGACGAGUCGUGGACGCUCGGCAACCACAUGGGCACGGAUCUCCUCCAGGUGGCGGCUCACGAGUUUGGACACGUGUUGGGUUUGCUGCACUCCGAGGAGCCGGGCGCCAUCAUGUCCGCCUACUACUCCUUCUCCUACCCGCUCAUGCUGAGUGACGACGACAAGCGAGGCAUUCAGUACCUCUAUGGCACUCUUCCCAGAGUCCUGCCGCCACCGCCUCCACCACCGCCUCCACCGCCGCCUCCACCGCCACCUCCACCGCCACCUCCACCGCCACCGCCUCCCCCUCCGUCUCGGCCGCCUUCACCUCCGUCUCGGCCUCCUCAGCCGCCGCCGUCUGACCACGAGACCAACGAGAUCGUCUCUCAUCCCGACGUCUGCCAGACGGACUUUGACGCCGCCUCCAUGAUUCGUGGCGAGCUCUUCUUCUUCAAGUCGGGCUACGUGUGGCGAAUCAGGGACGGACGUCUGGAAAACGGUUAUCCCGCGUUGGCGUCUCGCCACUGGAGGGGAAUUCCGGACAAUAUCGACGCCGCUUUUGAAGACAAGGCGGGAAAUAUUUGGUUCUUUCAAGGUGAGAGCUACUGGGUGUUUGAUGCGGAGAUGCAGGUUCGUGGGCCUGAGUCCAUCAGGAGGCUGGGUCUGUCAGUGCCAGGCAUCCAGGCGGCGCUGCGUUGGGGUCACGACUCCAACUACAACACCUACUUGUUCCGCUCGGGAAGCUACUGGCGCUUCAGUCCUCGCCAGAAUCGCUUGGACUUGACGUACCCACGCAGCAUGCGCGACUGGAGCGGCAUACCCGCUGACGUGGACGCCACCUUCAGGGAUGCUUACGGCUACGCCCACUUCAUCCGAGGACGCCAGUACUGGAAGUUCGACCCGGUGGCCAUGAACUCCCUGGAAGGCUACCCUCGCUACGUAGGCGUGGACUUUUUCGGAUGUCGAAACAUGUGAUGGUGCUGAACGGAAGCGGACCAGGACGCGUGAACUUGACCUCCUCCGUGUGUUGGAAAACCUUGGUACUCAAAUUUUGUUGUUUGUCGGGAAAACCAGCACACUUACUCCAGGACUGGCCGGACAAGCCCGUCCAUCCUCAGGUGCUUCAGUCGGCCGACGUCACUCGGCACGUCAAUGCUGUGAAGACGCUUCCUGGCGCCACCUACAGGUCAAGGUGGAUCAGCGUGAUGCCUUCAGGGACCUCCUUCAUCAAGACCAGGUGCUGCCACUCCGACUCGUUAGUGCGGGUCACUGACGACUCUCCUUUUGCCAUCACGUUACUCUUUGAAGUUGCUAAAGCUGCGGCGCUACACGACUAGCUGGCCCGUUAUAAUGUCCCGCCCUCUUCCUGGUUUGAUCACUUAAGCUCCGCCCACUUAUACUGGCGCAGUAUAAGAAUAAUGUUAUGUUGCUCUAUUAAAGGAAAACAGCACUUUUUUUAAAUUUUAAACCAUCGUCUACAAUCCCCAUGAGGCAAGAACGCGUCUUUCACUUUAUUGUGCAUUCUAAAUAGUAAAAAACUGCUAAUUUUUUUACUUAAAACUAGUUACAUUUUUUACAUUUUAAUUACAUUAAAUUAUAUGUCUUUCACUUUAUUGUGCAUUCUAAAUAGUAAAAAAAAACUGCAAAUUUUUUUUUACUUAAAACUACUUAAAUUGUUUUAAUUUAAAAUUAGAUUAAAUUACACGUCUUUCACUUUAUUGUGCAUUCUAAAUAGUAAAAAACGGAUCAUUUUUUACUCAAAACUACUUUUAAAAAUUUAAAUUCAAAUUUAAUUACACGUCUUUCACUUUAUUGUGCAUUUGAAAUUGUAAAAAAAAUUCAAUUUUUUAAAACUUAAAAUUACUUAGAAAAAUUUUAAAUUCUAUUCAAUUAAACAUCUUUCACUGUAUUGUGCAUUCCAGAUAGUAAACAUCUGCUACUUUUUUCCUGUCAAAACUGCUAGUUUUUUUAACUUUAAAAAUGUAUUUAAAUUACACAUCUUUCACAUGAGUGUGCAUUCUAAAUAGUAAAAAACAGCUUUUUUUUUUUUUACCUUAAAAUUACUUUUAAAAUGUACCUUUAAAUUAAAUUACACAUCUUUCCCUUUUAAGUGCAUUCUGAAUAGUAAAAAACUGCUAUUUGUUUUACUCAAAAUUACUUAAAUUUUUUUAAUUUAAAUUAAAUUAAAAUCAAUUAAAUUACACCUCUUUCACUUUAUUGUGCAUUCUGAAUAGUAAAAAAAAAAUGAUUUUUUUUUAAACUUAAAAUUACUUAAAAAAAUUAAAUUAAAUUACACAUUUGCCAUUUUACUGUGCAUUCUAAAUCAUUAAGAACGGCUAUUUAUUUUUUACCUAAAAUUACUUUAAACAUUGUAAUUCAAAUAAAUUACAUUUCACGUCUUUCACUGUAUUGUGCAUUCCAAAUUGUAAAAAUCUGCUAGUUUUUUUCCUGUCAAAACUGCUAGUUUUUACUUUAAAAAUGUAAUUAAAUUACACAUCUUCCACUUUAUUGUGCAUUCUAAAUAGUAAAAAAUGCAAUUUUUUUUAACCUAAAAUUACUUCAUACAAUCUAUUUCAAUUUAAAUUAAUUUAAAAUAAAUUAA
This is a messenger RNA of Nerophis lumbriciformis (worm pipefish), 3174 nucleotides long. It is a transcript of the gene mmp11a, whose product is annotated as matrix metallopeptidase 11a. Gene Ontology annotation, molecular function: metalloendopeptidase activity; zinc ion binding. NCBI's taxonomy places the organism in Eukaryota, Metazoa, Chordata, Actinopteri, Syngnathiformes, Syngnathidae. The record is from RefSeq and is a predicted model, not a curated record. Gene Ontology annotation, cellular component: extracellular matrix. Gene Ontology annotation, biological process: collagen catabolic process; extracellular matrix organization; proteolysis.